AUGUUCUGGUUCUGCAACAGUGCCAACUGCCAAUUUUCAGUCUUCGCCCUUACCACCAUAGGAUGGAUCCUCUCCUCUACGUCCAUGGGCCUUGUGGAGUGGCGAAUAUGGUACAUGAAAGACACCCCGCUCUACCCCCCUGGGAUCGCCUGCGUGGGAAUAUUUAGAGUCUGCAUUUACCAGCAUCGCACCAACAGCACCACAACCAAAUUCUGUUACCGAUACAGCUACCAGGACACCUUUCUCCCUUUUGAAAUUUACAUGGCUCAACGCUUCCUACUGACUGCCAGCAUUUUCGGAUUCUUCGGGAGAGCCUUUAACAUCUUUGCACUUAGAAACAUGUCUGUGAAAAUAUUUGAGGAGUACACCUACAAUUCAUUCAUUGUUUCAGGAAUUUUCAACAUUGCUGCUGGUGUCUUUAUCUUAAUUGCUGUGCUCCAGAACUACGAUGCCAUCAUAAACUCAUGGGGAAUCACCUUCCCGCCAUCUCUCCAAAUGCCCUUCAAGCCAGAUGUGCAGGAAGUUGGCACUGCCAUUCAAGUGGCAGGGAUAGGUGUCUUGCCUAUGCUGUUAACUGGGAUGUUUUCUCUAUUUUACAAAUGUCCCCUGUACUGCCAAGUGCAUCCUGAUAUUUCAGAAACGUGAAUUUCCUGGUUGCAUUGGCUUUGCAAAUCCAAGAUUUCUGGGAGUUUAUGGAAAAUGUUAUUAGCAUGCUCUACCAAAUAUUUCCAACGACUCAAGACCAUGCAUGUGUAGUUUGGGACAGAAGGUGGCCAACUGUCUCCUUCUGUUGUCUUGUGUAUCUGAAUGUGGUUCACUGAUUUGCUCGUUGAAUUGAGAACUUUUAUUUGAAAGUCUUCCCACCUGCCAGUUGGUCUUAUUGCAUCUGAAUUUUAAUUAUUGUUGGCUAAAGCAAAUAACCCUAGAAACUCAGGGUAGGGAAAUAAGAGUUUCUGAGUACAUUAACUUUUAACAUUUCCCUCU
Rhinopithecus roxellana (golden snub-nosed monkey) is the source of this 984-nucleotide messenger RNA. RefSeq names its product claudin 34 (gene CLDN34). Bases 1 to 645 code for a protein of 214 amino acids. Gene Ontology annotation, molecular function: structural molecule activity. The transcript has a single exon. Gene Ontology annotation, cellular component: bicellular tight junction; plasma membrane. NCBI's taxonomy places the organism in Eukaryota, Metazoa, Chordata, Mammalia, Primates, Cercopithecidae. The record is from RefSeq and is a predicted model, not a curated record. Gene Ontology annotation, biological process: cell adhesion; bicellular tight junction assembly.